Eruca vesicaria subsp. sativa (arugula) is the source of this 1684-nucleotide messenger RNA. NCBI's taxonomy places the organism in Eukaryota, Viridiplantae, Streptophyta, Magnoliopsida, Brassicales, Brassicaceae. The record is from the annotation of a GenBank genome assembly.
AAAAAAAAAACACGGAGCGAAGAAGAAGAUUCUGUAAUCUCUUCUUCGUGUAGUUUAGCUUCAAAUUAUCAAAGAGUGAUGCGAUUUUCUUCAUACGGUGUUUGAGGACAUAUAUAUAUAUAGAGAGAGAGAGACUAGAGAUGAUGAUGAUGGGUUUUGCGAUAUCAGAUGAGUUUCUGGGAACGUUCGUGCCGAUUUUAGUGUAUUGGGUGUAUUCAGGGAUGUACAUUUGCUUAGGAUCUAUGGAGAGAUAUAGGUUGCAUUCCAAGGUAGACGAGGACGAGAAGAAUCUCGUUACCAAAUCUGCUGUCGUCAAGGGCGUUCUUCUUCAACAGACUUUACAAGCCAUCAUCUCCGUUAUUCUCUUCAAGAUAACAGGAAGUGAUGAAGCAGAUGCUGCUAAGACGCAACACUUCUCCCUUCUACUUCUCGCUAGGCAGCUCAUCAUCGCCAUGCUAGUAAUCGACACAUGGCAAUACUUCAUACAUCGCUACAUGCACCUUAACAAGUUCUUAUACAAACACAUCCACUCUCAACACCAUCGCCUCAUUGUCCCCUAUUCAUACGGAGCUUUAUACAACCAUCCAUUAGAAGGUCUUCUUUUAGACACUAUCGGUGGUGCUUUGUCUUUCCUCUUCUCUGGUAUGUCCCCAAGAACAGCCAUCUUUUUCUUCUCCUUCGCAACCAUCAAGACUGUUGAUGAUCACUGUGGACUUUGGCUUCCUGGAAAUCCAUUUCACAUCUUCUUCAGUAAUAACUCUGCUUACCAUGAUGUUCAUCAUCAGCUCUAUGGGAGCAAAUACAAUUUCUCGCAGCCGUUCUUUGUCAUGUGGGAUAGGAUUCUUGGGACUUAUUUGCCUUAUUCGCUUGAGAAAAGAGACAAUGGAGGAUUUGAAACACGGCCGAUCAAAGUAUCUAAAGAUGAGUAACUUUUCUUUUUUCUUUUGGAGAUUCUUAUCACUGCUACGUUACUUGAUUGUUUGAUUGCUAGAGAACUACUGUGAUCUCUGUGUACUUUGUAACUGUGUAUAUACAAUUGCAGUCUCUUCUUUGCGAUCUGCGGGGAUAAUGUUUCUGUGUAAGCUAGCAGUGAACUCAUUUUGUAAUAGUCAUAUUCUCUAUGCUAUGCUUAGAAUUUGUGAGUUUAGAUCUGUUAAGAGUCUCAUUUAUUAGUCAACCACAUACACAUAUACGCACACACAGUCAUUGCUUCAUGCUAUUGUUGUGCAAUUAUUGAUAUUAGUGGGCCUUGGAAUGAAAAGGAUACAAUCCAUUGUUAGUUUAGAACAAGGUUGAUGUUUUCUUGACCAAUCUAGUUUCAUCUAUGUUUCUAAAAUAUGAUAUUAAGUACCUUACUGAUUCAAUGUAUUGGUUUUUAAGAUCAAAUGUUUGUUUCUUGAUUAGAACAAGCUGGUGAGAUCUGAAUCUUGAAUGUGAACUUUGAGCUGUAUUACAAUCAGAAUUACAAAUUAGAAAGCAGGAGGGAUGUAUUUGUUUAUUACACAUGGAGUUGGUCGUUGAAGAGUUUGGGCCUCUAAUGACCUAAAUGGGCUUUUAAGCCGAUAUUUUUACGGGUUUUAUUUUUACCCGACUCAUCUAGUCGGACCUUAUCCUCUUCCUCACACUAAUAAUAGGACUCUGGUUGCUUUGGUCGGAAACAAAAAACAAACUAUUCAAUCAAACA